Messenger RNA from Thecamonas trahens ATCC 50062, 1521 nucleotides. RefSeq lists its product as uncharacterized. Gene Ontology annotation, cellular component: catalytic step 2 spliceosome; precatalytic spliceosome. Bases 1 to 1521 code for a protein of 506 amino acids. The record is from RefSeq and is a predicted model, not a curated record. Gene Ontology annotation, molecular function: RNA binding. The transcript is spliced from 2 exons. Gene Ontology annotation, biological process: alternative mRNA splicing, via spliceosome; regulation of alternative mRNA splicing, via spliceosome; mRNA splice site recognition. Lineage: Eukaryota; Apusomonadida; Apusomonadidae.
AUGAGCACAGCCGAGACUGCGGGCGACCUCUCGCGCAAGCGCCGCCGCAGCAACGAGGCCGAGGCCGGGGCCGGGGCCGGGGCCGGGGCCGGGGCCGGGGCCGGGGCCAGUGGCGAGCCAGGCCCUCCGCGGCGGCGGCGGAAGCGGUCGCGGUGGGACGCCGAGGGGAGCACGACGACGACGACGGCGACGACGGCGACGACGGCGACAAUGGGGAAGACGGCGAGCUCUGCGGCACUUGCUGCGAGUACGCCCAGUGGUGCUUCUACCGCUGCGGCGGGAACAGGAGCCGCCGCAUCGGGCGGGCUGGCUGUCGAGGCGGUGACGCUCGACGUGGUGGUGGCGGUGACGGGCGUGUCGACGCGGACGGCGGCAGAGAGCCUGGUGGCGCUAGUGGAGACGCUCGCUGGACGGGUGGUCGGCUGGGCGGCAGCGAUGGAGCCGAUGCUUGGCGUGCACAAGGGCCACAUCUUUGUCUGCUUUGCCGAUCCGGCGUCGGUUGCUGUGGCGCUAUCCAAGGUCCACGGCUUUGUCCUCGACGGCGCCACCCUCGCUGUCUCGACCCAUAUCUCGUCGCUCGGCCCGCGCUACCCGCGCGGCGCGCCCAACGCGCCGUCGAUGGUAGCCAACAGGGUGUAUGUCGGCGGCCUGGCUGAGCAGAUCACCGCUGCGGACGUCCAGGACCUACUGGAGCCGUUCGGCCCACUGCGUUCAGUUCACCUUGUCGAAGCCAAGCGCCCGCCGGCCAUCCCUGGUCGCCCACUUCCGCCGGCGCCGCCGCCAGGCGCCCACGCUGGCUUUGCCUUUGUCGAGUUUGCCAUCGCUGGCUGCGUCCCCGCUACCAUCGCCGGCCUCAACGGCAUGGAUCUCGUUGGCAAGCCGCUCACCCUCGCCCCAGCCGCCACCCUCACCCACGCCCCCACUCCAUCUGUUCGUUACAUCUCACCGGCCUUUGCCCCCUGGUCGUCGCGCCUCGAUGGCGCCAUCGACAUUGAUCUUGUCAUCAAGGAAGUCGAGGGCCGCGACACUCUGCCCAAGCCGCGGAAGCGUAAGCGUUCGCGCGGCUCCACCUCCAGCUCGCCUGCCGUCCAAUCGCCGAUGGCAUCUGGCGCGCCCACUCCCAUCCCAUCAGCCACAGCCUCUUUUGCUGUGCAUGCACCGGCCGCGCCAGCUCAGGUCCCAGUCGCCACGGCAGCUACCGGCUCGGCCUUCACCGCCUCCGUCCAGCAGCACCCGCCCAAGAAGCACAAGCCGCUCAGCACUGUGCCGGCUCCCGCGUCACCGGUCAUCAGUCCGCCCAACCCCAACCUCACCCCGGCAGCCAUAAGGCGUGCACCCAUCGCUGCCGCCGGCCCGAAUGCCGCCGCCACCGCCGUCGCCGCUCCGCUGCCUGCCCCCGUGCCGGCACCACUUGCCUCUCCUGCGCUCGUGCCUGAGCCCCUCCAGCCCGCCACCCACACGUCGCCGCCACUCAUGGUGCCCCAGCCGCUCCAGCCGCCGCCCGGCUCGGCCGUCCUGUAA